Trichoplusia ni (cabbage looper) is the source of this 1489-nucleotide messenger RNA. Its product is annotated as PR domain zinc finger protein 15-like. The coding region runs from base 89 to 1237 and encodes 382 amino acids. Gene Ontology annotation, cellular component: nucleus. The record is from RefSeq and is a predicted model, not a curated record. NCBI's taxonomy places the organism in Eukaryota, Metazoa, Arthropoda, Insecta, Lepidoptera, Noctuidae. The transcript has 4 exons.
UUUGGAAAAAUGAUGAAAUGUCACUUUGUCCGUGUUUACCAAAAUUGUAUUUACAUUAAUUAUUUUAUAUUAUUAUAAAUAUAGAAAGAUGUUUCGCCAUCACAGUGAUCGUAAAGUUACUAAAUCACCAACAGCUACAACUAGUAGACAAGUUGAGUAUUCGUGCGAUUUUUGUGAGGACGGACCGUGGACUAAUGAAAUCGAUGCUGAGAUACAUAGAAAAAAGGAACAUAGAAAAGAAUUAACGCAUUUAUAUAACGAUAAGAACACUCACAUGUGUAUUAUAUGCCAUAGAGAUCAAAAAAGCAAAUCGGACCUCAUAAAGCAUGUGAAAGAAUUCCAUUAUUACUGCUCACCAAACGCAAACCGCAUAAACCGAGAGAUAUUUGUAUGCAGUCAUUGUAACAAACUAUUCUUUAACAAGCAUUUAUUAUCAACGCAUAUGCAGCACUGGCAUACGUUAGACUUGGAAGGGAAACGCUCAACGAGAGUACACUGUCCACGGUGCUGGCGGACAAUCCGAGUGAAAUCACUAUGGUUCCAUUACUUAUACCAUGACAUGUUAAACGUUAAUACCUGUCCGAUAUGCCUUAAAAACUGUACAAGCAAAUUCGAUGUCAUCGAGCACAUGAAGACUCAUCCAGGUCACUUUUCAUGCAAUAUGUGUGGUUAUGCGGCAACAAAGGAACUACAUUUCAACGCACACAUGAAUAGACAUAGAAAGAACACGGUUAUUACCUCAAAGAAAGAUGUUUCACGGUUCUUCGUACCGGGAAGACAGCCAUCCGUUUCCAGAAAUUAUCUGUACAAUCUAUUUAGAGGUAUAGCUUUAGUUAACGAGAUACAAAUAUGUAUAUUGUGUCGAGAGUUUUGUGAGUCAGAUAUUGAAAUGAAACAGCAUAUAUUGUCGGAUCAUGUGUGGAAGAGAGAGGUGAAACGCAAGAAACAUGAGUGCGUUUGCGGUGAAGAGUUCUUCAAUAGAAUAUUAUUGAAACAACAUGUUUUUAAAAUGAAAGGGAAUCAUAAGGAAGUAGUUGAUGUUCAGGUUAAGACAGAACAGGAGACAACAUUAGAAGAAAUAAGAAACUGUGAUGAUGAUAAACAACAGGUUGUCUGUCAAAUAUAUGAACUGAAUCAAAUCACAGUUGAUGUCAACAUGCUAGAUUCAAGCGCAGUUGAUGAAGCGACAGAGAAACAAAUGAUAUUAAAAGGAUUAGGGAGAAUGGAGGAAACGUAAUGGAACAAAUAUUCCUAUUGUCUAAGUACUUAAAAACGGUAAACAAUUAUAUAAUAUUAUGUCUUUUUAUCUAAAAACUCUGAUUUAAAUCAGAGGUUUAUAUUAAUGUCUUUUUGUGUAUUUUUUUUUUAUGUAAAUCAGUUUAAUUAUUAAAUCUGAUUUAAAUCAGAGUUUUUAGACACGACGAAUAAACAUUGAAAAACAACAAUAAAGAUUACCAAAUCGAAUAUACCACUGUAAUAUAUAAAAUAA